Peromyscus eremicus (cactus mouse) is the source of this 1648-nucleotide messenger RNA. It is a transcript of the gene Cyth2, whose product is annotated as cytohesin 2. The record is from RefSeq and is a predicted model, not a curated record. The transcript is spliced from 12 exons. Gene Ontology annotation, biological process: regulation of ARF protein signal transduction. Lineage: Eukaryota; Metazoa; Chordata; Mammalia; Rodentia; Cricetidae. Gene Ontology annotation, molecular function: guanyl-nucleotide exchange factor activity. The coding region runs from base 27 to 1484 and encodes 485 amino acids.
UUCUCGUGUGCCUAUUGGUCCCGGAGAUGAUCCUGCGGAGUCGUGGGCGGAGCAGUCGGGGAGAUCCACAGCGGAUUGGGUGGUGUCAAAGCGAGGGGCGGGCCCCACCGGCCGGGCGGUUGGGCCGUGAAGGGAGAGUCUUUUCGGCGCUGAGGACGGGCGCUGAGGAGGCGGCGGUGGCUCCUGGGGCGUUUGAGCGGGCUCACUCGAGCCCGCGGGCCGACGCGGACGCAGGCCCAGCCGGCGGAACCGCCCCGGACUCCCCGCGGGCAUUCCUAGCCGCCAUGGAGGACGGUGUCUACGAGCCCCCAGACUUGACUCCAGAGGAGCGUAUGGAGCUGGAGAACAUCCGGCGGCGCAAGCAGGAGCUGCUGGUGGAGAUCCAGCGCCUGCGAGAGGAGCUGAGCGAAGCUAUGAGUGAGGUGGAGGGUCUGGAGGCCAAUGAGGGCAGUAAGACCUUGCAACGGAACCGGAAGAUGGCAAUGGGCAGGAAGAAAUUCAACAUGGACCCCAAGAAGGGGAUCCAAUUCUUGGUGGAACACGAACUUCUGCAGAACACACCUGAGGAAAUCGCUCGCUUCCUGUACAAGGGUGAGGGGCUGAACAAGACAGCCAUUGGGGACUACCUAGGGGAAAGGGAAGAGCUGAACCUGUCUGUGCUCCAUGCUUUUGUGGAUUUGCAUGAGUUCACCGAUCUCAAUCUGGUACAGGCCCUGCGGCAAUUCCUGUGGAGCUUUCGCCUCCCUGGAGAGGCUCAGAAAAUUGACCGGAUGAUGGAGGCCUUUGCCCAGCGAUACUGCCUGUGUAACCCUGGGGUCUUCCAGUCCACAGACACCUGCUACGUGUUGUCCUUUGCUGUGAUCAUGCUGAACACCAGCCUUCACAAUCCCAAUGUCAGGGACAAGCCGGGCCUGGAGCGAUUUGUGGCCAUGAACCGGGGCAUCAAUGAGGGCGGAGACCUGCCUGAGGACCUGCUCAGGAACCUCUAUGACAGCAUCCGAAAUGAACCCUUCAAGAUCCCUGAGGAUGAUGGGAAUGAUCUCACCCACACCUUCUUCAACCCAGACCGUGAGGGCUGGCUCCUGAAGCUGGGGGGCCGGGUGAAGACUUGGAAGCGGCGCUGGUUCAUCCUUACAGACAACUGCCUCUACUACUUUGAGUACACUACGGACAAGGAGCCCCGAGGGAUCAUCCCCCUAGAGAACCUCAGCAUCCGUGAGGUGGACGAUCCGCGGAAGCCGAACUGCUUUGAGCUUUACAUUCCCAACAACAAGGGACAGCUCAUCAAAGCCUGCAAAACCGAGGCGGAUGGUCGGGUAGUAGAGGGGAACCACAUGGUGUACCGAAUCUCAGCACCCACGCAGGAGGAGAAAGACGAGUGGAUCAAGUCCAUCCAGGCUGCUGUAAGUGUGGACCCCUUCUAUGAGAUGCUGGCAGCAAGAAAGAAGCGGAUUUCUGUGAAAAAGAAGCAGGAACAACCCUGACCCCUGUCCCCAACUCCAUUAUUUAUUUUGGAGGUGCCCCGCCUGGGUGGCAGGACCCCUGGGCCUUGGGGCUGUGGAUCCUGGUUCCCCAUUUGGAAAAUCACCACCUCGCUCCUGUCUCCUUAUUUGUAAUUAACAUGUUGGUAAUCUUAUUAAUUAUUGAA